Molecule: messenger RNA, 2616 nt
Organism: Oryzias melastigma (Indian medaka)
Lineage: Eukaryota; Metazoa; Chordata; Actinopteri; Beloniformes; Adrianichthyidae
Exons: 4
Coding region: 102-1724 (540 amino acids)
Source: RefSeq, a predicted model, not a curated record
GCGCAUACCAACAACGGAAGUAAACUUUCUUCCACGACUUUUUUUCAUCUUGCGCUAACCCCUAACUCUAUGUGCGAGCUGUGGUAAAGUAAAGCAAGAAAAUGGCGCAUAAUUGCUGCGUAAAUGGUUGCAAAAAUCGAUACUCGCCGGCCAGUCAGAUCAAGUUUUACAGGAUUCCCUCCGGAAAUCGAGUGUUUCAAGCCGAAAGACGGCAGUUAUGGUUAGAUGCUAUCCAAAAAUCGAACGGCAACACCAACAACAUAAACCAACACAGUCGGAUCUGUGGCGAUCAUUUUAUCUCCGGAGAGGCGUCCCCUGACCCCGACAUGCCCGACUAUGUUCCCUCAGUGUUUACAAGCCCAAAGCAGAGGCCGAACCCGAAGAGGAAAAGAGUGGAAUGGAUUUAUCGCUUCAAAAAAAGGCGUCGCCGUGCAGCCAAUGCAGGGACGGAGAAUAAAAGUUUGUCUGGACAAAACUCCUCUGAAAAAUGUAAAUCAUCUGCUUCAGUGCCACAUGAAAAUGGUUUUUCAGAAAAAGAGAAAGUGGAAUUGCAGACUGAAGAAUCUUCAACAAAAACUAUUUGUCUACGAAGUUCAUCAAAACCAAACCCUGUGUCAUCAUCACUAACGGAAUCGACAGGCAUCCCAGAACCACAGCAGAUGAGUCCGGUGGUCGUCCUGAAGUCUGUACUUUUACCAGCAGGUGGUUUUCGUUGUGAUCUUUGCCAUCAGACCUUAAAGGAUAUAUCAGAAUUCAUAAACCACUACCAACUCCACCACGUACAGCCGCCCACUGUCACAGAUGAGCCACCUGAGAUGGCUGAAGCCACAGGAAACGGGGAGGAACCUGCGACAGCUGACGCCAUGGAAACCAGUGAGACGAAAGAUAGGGAGGCACCUGCGGUGGAGCCCCCGUUCAUUCCCAAAGAUGAGCCGUCGUUUCCGUGUAACAUGUGCGACCGCUCGUUCACCACGAGUCAGAACCUGAAGCGUCACAAACUGCUGCACGUCAAAGAUGGAAGAAAGUGCCUCAAAUGUGGCGCUCUAUUCUGCCGACGCCACAGACACCUUCUCUUCCAGCCCCGGGUCGAGCCUAUGAAGGAGCCUAAGGAGGACUCUGUUUCUGAAGAGGAGAAGAAGGAGGAGGAGGUGGAAGAAGAGAAGGAGAAGUUGGUGGUGGUGAAAAAGGAGGAACCUUUAGAGCCCAGCCCGACUACUGAAAACAACCGACCAAUUAAGGUGGAGCCAAUUGAAGCUGCAGAAACAAUCAACAAGCCUCAGAUCGCACCGUUACCUCAGCUUCAACGCCAUAUUCCUGUCAUCUGUGUUUUGCCUUUACCCCGAAUUACACAAAUCGUGCCAAAGCCCCUCCCCCUGUCUCUGCCCUUAAACAUCAAAACACCUGUGACAUCACCAAACCCCCCCGCCAUCCCGCCUGCUCCGACAGGCUCGAAUAACUCCAAGUUGCCGACACUUGACCCCAAUAGUCCCCCUGAAGUGCACCCACAACUGCCCCCCUCCCUGGAGCUCUUCUCGCCUCAGCGCCUCACCUCCUCGCUGCUCGAAGUCAAAAGAAACUAUGAUUAUAUUCUGAGCAAGCCGAAAAAGCUGCCGGAUCUUGUGGGGAAGAAGCCUGUAGAGCCGUUCCAUUUUUUACCGAGUCAGAAGCAGGUCUCUCAAGUCAAAAGAGAAAAAGUUGCUUAUGACAUCGAGAUCAUGUUGUAAAGAUUAGUUAAAGUUUGUGGCAUUCCUGUGAUAUUACUGUAAUGUAACACAAUCAGAAGGAGGUGAAACAACUGUUGUGUUAUUACCCGUCUUUUGUUUGCUUUUUGAGUGUUUUAUACUGUUUCUAUCAGUUUUAUAUUUUUUUCCCGUAUUUUGUGUAUCCUUUAAAUGCACACUCCUUUUGUUCAGUGUUUUGAUACAAUAGGAAACGUGUUUAUAUCAGUUCAGCAAGUAUUGUUUUAUUUACACCAUUAGUUUGUUGCAGCUUAGUUAAUAUAGAUCAUCUAGAUUGUUUUUUUUUGUCUAUUUGCUGUUCAAAGAUCUACCUCAGUUACCUUGACACAAAAGUAUCUACCUUAAGCUGCAUUCUAACACUUGCAGUUUUUCCCCUUUUUCACCAAACCUGCCACUAAUAUGCAUUUUUUUAUUUUUUUUAUUUAAAGUGACAAAACACUGGCAUGUUUGAGUGACGGAUUUCAGACUCAUAGAUGUUGUAUACUCCCUAACAACCUUAAAAACUAAACUUUAAAUCUGGAUUAGCCAACAGAGGCCUUUAGUUUAGUCUGUGCUGCUGUGAAUGUUGAGAGUUACAUCAAACUGAGUUGGUCAAAUCUGUGCCUGUUUUUUGUUUAUUUACUAUAUUCGUAUUCACUAAAGAAAAUCCUUUAAAGUGGGCGUUUUAAGAUGUUGAAUGAUAAACUUAACGCUGUCAUCAUUUCAUCAUGUCCACUCUCUUAACAUGAGUGUUGGGAGUAACUUUAACUCUAAUAAAAAUGCUGGAAAUUAGGAAGUUUUUUUGGGGGACUACAGUAGGAGGUGAAAUAAAGUGAUAUAAAAUGAGAUUAAUUUGUUGAUGAUGUAUUUUCAAAUAAACAAUGUUUCUUAUACUGUA